GCCGCAUUGUUCACACAACAGGGUGCAGGGUCAGGUCAAAUUACACUGAACACUGGUGAUAACUAGACCAAUUUAACUUCUGCUUUUCCCGUGCAAUUCCGUGCAUUUGGUCUAAGAAACUCGGCCACGACACAGGAGAGAAAAUGUCGAAAAAGGUCGCUGUAGUCACCGGAGCAAACAAAGGCAUCGGCCUCGCUAUAGUGAGAGGGCUCUGUAAGGCAGGAUACAGCGGGGACGUGCUUCUCACUGCCCGCAACGAAAAGCUGGGGCUCGAGGCAGUGGAGCUGCUGAAAGCAGAGGGUUAUAAAAAUGUAUUCUUCCACCAACUCGACAUCUGCGACCAGACCAGCUGUCUGGCGCUUAAGACUUUUUUGGAGAAAAGCUACGGAGGCCUGGAUGUGCUCGUUAACAACGCGGGAAUCGCAUUCAAAGUAAAGGCACCAGAGCCAUUUGGGGAGCAGGCUGAAGUCACCAUGCGCACCAACUUUUGGGGAACACUUUGGGUGUGCCAUGCUCUCUUGCCUCUGCUGAGGCCCAAUGCCCGCGUGGUUAAUGUAUCCAGCUUUGUCAGCAAGCGGUCACUUAAUGAAUGCAACCCUGAACUGCAGGCAAAGUUUAGAAGCACAGAGAUUUCAGAGGAGGAGCUUUGUCUGCUGAUGGGGGAGUUUGUUGUUGCUGCGCAGAAUGGAGAGCAUAAGGCUCAGGGAUGGCCAAGCACUGCUUAUGGCCCCUCCAAGAUCGGUGUGACGGUGCUUUCAAGGAUCCAGGCUCGUGUUCUCAAUGAGACAAGACCCGGUGAUGGAAUCCUCCUCAAUGCAUGUUGUCCAGGCUGGGUCAGAACAGACAUGGCUGGACCGAAUGCCCCAAAAAGCCCAGAGGAAGGAGCUGAAACUCCUGUCUACCUGGCUCUGCUGCCAGAGGGAGCCAAAGAGCCACAUGGACAGUUGGUUUGGGACAAAACAGUGCAGGAGUGGUAGCAAAUGAGAAAAUGUAGUAACAGUUAUUCAGGAAUGUUAAACUGGCCAAAAUAACAAUACAUGCACGUAGGUGUAACCUCUAGACCCAGCAAGUGUGAAAUUCACAGCCUCCAAACUUUAUAAAUUCACUGGUAGUGAUACGGUACAUUUCCACCAUUACAAUCAUUAGUAACACCAGCAGUUUAUCCAGUUUUGAUUUUCUUUACUGUGAUAUACUUCUUUAGUAAUCUUUUUUAAUUAUUUCAUACAGAAUCAUGAAUGUUUUUUACUUAAUUUGAUAACAACAGUAUUUCUUACAUAGUUAAACACACAUACAAACAGUGUCAAAUGGUCAGAGAGAGAGAGGGAGCAGAAAAAAAUCUGAUUAUGUAAUAUUAUCUGUAAGAUGAGAUCCUAAUGCAUUUUAAAUAAGUUCCAAUUACUUUUUAGGCUGUAGGGUGUAACAGAAUUAUUGGCCAGAGUUAAUGGAAGUUUCAAGUAUCCCAGGAUUAAACAAUGGUAUAAACUCAAAAAUUGAGACAAACUGUAUUUUAUAUGGGUAAAUCAUAUGGGUUCACACCUAUGAAUGCAGUGUGUAUGAAGUAAACCUGAGUAUAGCUGAUCCUGCAUGGAAUGAAUCCUCCUUUUCAUUAACCAUGCUGGAGAUAAUAUUCAGAAUGAAUCCAUGAAAAGUACUAAAAACAAAAUUAUUUGAGGAUGAACAGCAAUAAAGAGAUAAAUUAAUUGCUCCAGUACCUGUUGUUAUACAAACGUUUAAUAAUAAAACAUUUGCAUCUAA
Messenger RNA from Colossoma macropomum (tambaqui), 1755 nucleotides. Its product is annotated as carbonyl reductase [NADPH] 1-like. The record is from RefSeq and is a predicted model, not a curated record. The transcript has 4 exons. NCBI's taxonomy places the organism in Eukaryota, Metazoa, Chordata, Actinopteri, Characiformes, Serrasalmidae. The coding region runs from base 144 to 977 and encodes 277 amino acids. Gene Ontology annotation, molecular function: carbonyl reductase (NADPH) activity.